This is a messenger RNA of Camellia sinensis, 624 nucleotides long. The record is from RefSeq and is a predicted model, not a curated record. NCBI's taxonomy places the organism in Eukaryota, Viridiplantae, Streptophyta, Magnoliopsida, Ericales, Theaceae.
AUGGAUGUUCCUACCAGAUGGAACUCCACUUAUUCAAUGCUUGAAGCUGUAUUAGAUUUGAAAACUGCAUUCCACCGUUUAGAGCAAAUUAGCAAACAAUAUAAGCACAAUCCUUCUGAGGAUGAGUGGAAUGUAGCAAAUGUGAUUUGUGGGUGCUUGAAGAGUUUUUUUGAUGCUACAUCUCACUUUAGUGGUACCACUUUUCCUACUUCAAAUGCGUUUUUUCCCGAUAUUUGUCUUAUUCAACAUGAAAUGAAAAAAUGGGAGCAAAGUGAGUAUGAUUGCAUUCAAUUGAUGGCUAGUCCAAUGAGAGUGAAAUUUCAAAAAUAUUGGGAAGAAUGUUCUUUGGUGUUAGCAAUUGCAGUGGUUCUUGAUCAGAGAUUUAAAAUGGACUUGGUGGAAUAUUACUUUGGGCUUGUUUAUGGUGCUGAUGCUAAUAAGCAUAUCCAGAGGGUCCGUAAUGGUUUUGUUGAUCUUUUUUAUGAGUAUAGGAGUGAUUCUUUUGAUUCUAUGAGUAGCAUUGCACUUGUUUCUGAAAAUAGUAGCUUAAGUAGUAGUCAAUUGCUUGUCGGUUCUUCGAAACAAGAAAGUUUGGCUGCUUUUCAUGCUUGUGGUGGAAAGUGA